Messenger RNA from Pteronotus mesoamericanus, 2633 nucleotides. RefSeq names its product transmembrane ascorbate-dependent reductase CYB561. Gene Ontology annotation, molecular function: oxidoreductase activity. Lineage: Eukaryota; Metazoa; Chordata; Mammalia; Chiroptera; Mormoopidae. Bases 68 to 820 code for a protein of 250 amino acids. Gene Ontology annotation, cellular component: lysosomal membrane. The record is from RefSeq and is a predicted model, not a curated record. The transcript has 6 exons.
GCCCUGGGCGGCACGGCGCGGUGGGGACGAGCUCGGGGCCCGGCGCCUGGCCAGCUGCUGCCUCAGCAUGGAGAGCCCUGCCAGCCCCAGCCCCGGAACGCUGCCCUACUAUGUGGCUUUCUCCCAGCUGCUGGGCCUGACCGUGGUGGCUGUGACUGGUGCUUGGCUCGGUCUGUACCGGGGCGGCAUUGCCUGGGAGAGCGCCCUGCAGUUUAACGUGCACCCCCUGUGCAUGGUCAUAGGUCUGGUCUUCCUGCAGGGAGAUGCCCUGCUGGUUUACCGCGUCUUCAGGAAGGAGGCCAAACGCACCACCAAGGUCCUGCACGGGCUGCUGCACGUCUUCGCUCUCAUCACUGCCCUGGUGGGCCUGGUGGCGGUGUUCGACUACCACAGGAAAAAGGGCUACACUGACCUGUACAGCUUGCAUAGCUGGUGUGGCAUCCUUGUCUUCGUUCUCUACUUUGUGCAGUGGCUGGUGGGCUUUAGCUUCUUCCUGUUCCCUGGCGCUUCGUUCUCCCUGCGGAGCCGCUAUCGCCCCCAGCACAUCUUCUUUGGCGCCUCCAUCUUCCUCCUCUCCGUGGGCACAGCCGUGCUGGGCCUGAAGGAGGCGCUGCUGUUCAAACUCGGGGCCAAGUACAGCACGUUCGAGCCCGAGGGUGUCCUGGCCAACGUUCUGGGCCUGCUGCUGCUCAGCUUUGGCAUGGUCGUGCUCUACAUCUUGACUCGUGCCGACUGGAAGCGCCCCCCGCAGGCUGAAGAACAGGCACUCUCCAUGGACUUCAAGACACUGACAGAGGGUGACAGUCCCAGCUCCCAGUGACAGGCUGCUCUGGUCCUGUGGGGAGGGCGGGCCGCCUGUGGGGCCCCCUGAGGCCCGGUGUCUUUCCUCUUUCGCACAGCUCUGAGGAUUCCCGGCUCCAGGGAGGCUGGCCGGAGUGGGCGGGGAGGUGGGGGCAGUGCGCCUCUCUGAACAGCAAUUUCUAGGCUGCAAGGCUUGGCCGCCUCUGCCCCCGCCUCCUCGCUGCUGCUGUAGUGUCCUGUUAGUCAUGCACAGACCCCUGCCCAUGUUGUCCCUGUCACUCCCUCAAACGGAGCAGCUUUGCAUAGGUGUUUGGGUGGUCGGUCCCGGUCGCAGAAGCUCAGACCCCUAACGGAGUCAGAGAGUGGUCGAGGCAGCGGGUGCUGGGCUGAGUCCAGGGGCUGUGGGAGAAACUGGGGCCCCAGCAACAGGCCUGGCAAAGCCAAAGCUCGCUCUGUGUAACUGAAUUCAAACCAGGAGUUUUGCUAGCCUAGGCGACACGUGGGCCGGCGGGGCCUGGUCUUUGGCAGUGGAGCAAGUGAUAUUAUGUGUAAACUAUGUUGGUGUUCAGAGCGAGGCUCCCCUGGAGAGGGGAGGGGCUGGCCCCUGGGAAGCUCUGGAGAUGUGGCGUUGGCCCAGCUGUGCUCUUGAGCCUGCCCUUUCUUUAACUCUUUGGCCACCGGACCGCUUUGCUGGGAGAGGGGAUGGGCCACAGGACUUCAGACAAACAUGCCCUUAGCAGCCGAGGGCAGCUGGAGAGGGAAGAGACGGCCCCCUGCAUAGGCCGCCGUGGUGGUGGCUUACCUUGCGGCUCAGUCCGUGGUUCCCAUUGUCCCCACUCUCAUGAGCCAGGGCAGGCACUGCCCUGACCAGAGGCUGAGGACACAAAUCUUUUUUAACAUAAAAAGCUGCUACAUUUGCCCCCUUACUCUUUAGAUGGGGAAGGCAGGGGUUGCUUCCUACUUCCGUUUCAGGAGGCCAGCCUCACCCGCUCUUACCUUACAGGGCCCUUCUCUGCAGGACGUUGGGACUGAGUCAGAAUCACAUUAAUCCCCCAACCCCAUACGUGUGUUGUGUUGUUAGCUGAGUCACUGUUUGGCUUCAGUUUAGAAAUAACGUGAUUAGCGCAUUGAUCUUGUGUUUCUUCGACUUGGCGAAUGCUCUUUUCUUGUUUUCCUUGUUUUCUGGGCUUUGAGGAGCAUGACACAGUUCAAGACACACAAUUUAUUUAAAUGAAGAAAUUAGUAACAUUUCCAAACCUGACUAUCACUCAUUUUAAUGGUUGCCUUUUUCACAGCUACGUGCUGCCUUAGAGAAAGGGGCUAGUGUCCUCCACUGCUCAGAUCUGUAAUGCUCAGCAUUUGCCCUGGGUCCUGCUUCAGGCGGAUGCACUUCUCAGCAGGUGGCUGUGGUCCAGCGCCCUCCUCCUUGGGGUACAGGGCUGCCCACCUGCCGCCGGCUUCCCCUGCAGCUUGCCUGGGUGUGGGCAUCGGCUGGGUUAGGCUGUGCGCUCGGCAGGGGCGUCAUUGCUUCUUUCAUCAGCUGGCACACACUGGUGUAGUCAGAUGUUUACAUGUGAGAAAACUCCACCUUACACAAACUACCAAAGUACAAUUGUGGAUCUCCUUUGCCACAAUGCCACACAGAGAAACGGAACCUCAGAUUGGCAAUAAAAGUCUGUCAACUGGUCUGUUUGCCAAAGUGUGUGUUGGAUGAUUCAGCAGCAAAUAAGCCCCCGAAAGCUGAUCCAUGGUGGUUUAUUUUAUUUUGCCUGUGGCCAAUCUUUUGUGAAAUACAAUGUAGUGUUGAUGCAACACAUGACUUAAUAAAUGUC